AUGGCAAGCAGCAGACGACGAUCCUCGACCAGCACAGGCUCACCAUCAGCAUUAUGGGACGCAGUGACUGAGGGUGACCUCAACCGUGUGCGCACCCUUGCAGAGGCUCCUGGUGGCCGUGUCGACGUGGUGGACGCGUACGGAUGGACGCUGGUUCAUGCGGCAGCGCACGGCGGUCAUCUAAGGGUAGUGCAGGCGCUGGUGGAAGAAUACGGUCUGUCAGGAGAGGCAUCGGCCAAGAACGGAUGGACGCCGCUGCACUGGGCGGCGGCGGCCGGGCACGGGCAAGUGGUGGAGUACCUCAUCGGGAUCGGGUGUGGCGUGGAUGUCCGCAACAAGUUUGGCUGCACGCCGCUUCACUAUGCGGCAUCACGCGGGCAUGUCCGGGUUGUCGAAGCCCUGGUUGUUGGACACGGUGCCAACGUAGAGGCCCGAUCGCGUGAUGGCAAGCUUCCGGUCGAUUUUGCGCAGAACAUCCACGUCAAGCGCCUGUUACAGAUGCACUCCAAGGCCAUGCAAGAGCUUGUAGUCCGGAUCCUCAAGCUGGAAGACGCGUCGCGAAGCGUGUUGUACGAGCUGCUCGCCGAGCUGGAGGCCGAAGAGGAGCGCCGGUACUGGGAGGCCCAUCCGGAGAGGAUUGCACGGACGUCGCCGGGCGAGGCGAGUGAGCGGGUCCUACUCUUCCCGCCGCCGGCUGCCCACGGCAACAACAGCGGCUCGUUGUCAGACGAGAGCGACGACGAGGGGGAAUCGAGAACUAGUAGCUGGGCCGCCGGCGCCGAUCUUGCUGCACUGCCGAUGCAAAUGAUGCACGGUGUGGGCGAGCUGGUCCGCCACGAAGCGGCGCCGUCGCUUACCGUCGCCGGACUGGCCGGCGCGGCAGCGGCAGCGCUGGGCUUUGUAGUUUACCGGGCAGUGUGGCGGCGAUAAUGCAGUUGCGGAGCAACCGGUCGCGGAGCGAGGGCAGAGUGGCAAGCCGGCCUGAUGGCGUUCAUUGGUUCUUCUUGUUGGUGAAGAGAUAGUGCGAGACGAACCACUCCUGGCCAUUGUUGUAGGCAAAGAGCUCGGCGCAGGCAAGGUAGAAGACGCGCCAGUAGUUGAAGAACUUGGUGGCUUCGUCGCCGUAGCACUGGGCAAAGAUCUCGCGAACCUCCGCAGCGUUGUUGUCCAUGUUGCGGAGCCAGUCCUCGCAGGUGUGGGCAUAGUGGCGGCCGUCGACGCGCCAGUGCUGGGUGAUGGCCAUGGCAUCCUGGAAGUACAGCAACAG
Thecamonas trahens ATCC 50062 is the source of this 1267-nucleotide messenger RNA. RefSeq lists its product as uncharacterized. Lineage: Eukaryota; Apusomonadida; Apusomonadidae. The record is from RefSeq and is a predicted model, not a curated record. Gene Ontology annotation, molecular function: protein binding. Bases 1 to 930 code for a protein of 309 amino acids. The transcript is spliced from 2 exons.